Molecule: messenger RNA, 1183 nt
Organism: Galeopterus variegatus (Sunda flying lemur)
Lineage: Eukaryota; Metazoa; Chordata; Mammalia; Dermoptera; Cynocephalidae
Product: HEAT repeat-containing protein 1-like
Exons: 8
Biological process (GO): positive regulation of transcription by RNA polymerase I; maturation of SSU-rRNA from tricistronic rRNA transcript (SSU-rRNA, 5.8S rRNA, LSU-rRNA)
Cellular component (GO): 90S preribosome; t-UTP complex; small-subunit processome
Molecular function (GO): snoRNA binding
Source: RefSeq, a predicted model, not a curated record
UCCGGGACAGGGCUGGACGGCUUGGUACCAUGUGGGAGCUGCCGUGAAGAGUUGUCGGCUCCCUGUGUCUUUAGAAAUCCGCUGGCGUGAAAGAUGACGUCCUUAGCCCAGCAGCUGCAGCGACUCGCCCUCCCCCAGAGUGAUCCCAGCCUCUUAUCCAGACAUGAAGUUGCUUCUCUGCUGUUUGACCCCAAGGAAGCGGCCACCAUCGACAGGGACACCGCCUUUGCCAUCGGAUGCACAGGACUUGAAGAGUUGCUUGCAAUUGAUCCUUCCUUUGAGCAGUUUGAAGCACCGUUGUUCAGCCAGCUAGCAAAAACCUUGGAGCGCAGCGUUCAGACCAAAGCAGUGAACAAACAGCUGGAUGAAAACCUUUCAUUAUUCCUUAUUCACUUAUCACCUUACUUCCUGCUUAAGCCAGCACAGAAAUGUCUGGAGUGGUUGAUUCACAGGUUUCAUAUCCAUCUUUAUAAUGAAGAUAGUCUCAUUGCUUGUGUUCUGCCAUACCACGAGACAAGAAUAUUUGUGCGGGUUAUACAGCUUCUAAAAAUUAAUAGUUCAAAGCACAAAUGGUUCUGGUUGUUACCAGUUAAGCAAUCUGGAGUGCCCUUAGCUAAAGGAACUUUGAUUACCCACUGCUACAAAGAUCUUGGAUUCAUGGAUUUCAUUUGUAGUCUGGUGAUGAAAUCUGUGAAGGUUUUUGCUGAGUAUCCAGGAAGCUCGGCUCAGUUGCGGGUGCUCUUGGCUUUCUAUGCUACUACCAUCGUGUCUGCUCUAGUGGCUGCGGAGCACAUAUCGGACAACAUAGUCGCCAAACUAUUUCCAUAUAUCCAGAAGGGAUUGAAAUCAUCUUUGCCAGAUUACAGAGCUGCAACGUACAUGAUAAUAUGUCAGAUUUCUGUGAAAGUGACAAUGGAAGAUACCGUUGUUAAUUCAUUGGCAUCACAGAUCAUCAAAACAUUGACCAAGAUUCCCUCUUUGAUCAAGGAAGGAUUAGGUUCCUUGAUAGUGCUCCUGCAGAGACAGAAGCCUGAGAGCCUUGGGAAAAAGCCGUUUACUCACCUGUGUGAUGUUCCCGAUCUUAUUACAAUACUUCACGGCAUUUCUGAGACAUAUGACGUCAGUCCUCUUCUGCGUUACAUGCUUCCCCGUCUGGUUGCUGCCGUCAUUCAUCACGUGUCAG